AUAAAAGACUUUGUUUCUCUUCUCCUUUUCACUGCCAAGCAAUCCUUCUGCAGCAGCACCACCAGCAGCCACUUUUCCUCUGAGCCACACUCACUCCAAAAAACAGGGAACCAAGAUGACCAUGAUACUGGCUUACUGGGACGUCCGAGGGUUUGCCGGACACAUACGGCUCAUGCUGGAGUACACCAAGGCCAAGUACGAGGAAAAGUUUUACGUCGUUGGUGAUGCACCGGGUUUUGACAAAAGUGGCUGGUUUAAUGAAAAAUUCAAGCUUGGACUUGACUUCCCCAACCUGCCUUACCUGAUUGAUGGAAACAACAAGGUCACACAGAGUAUGGCAAUCCUGAGGUACCUCGCACGAAAGAACAACCUGUGUGGAGACACGGAGGAGCAGAAGAUCAGAAUAGACAUGCUGGAGCAGCAGUGCUUAGACUUGAGAGCCAGCUUUGUGAGGAUGUGCUAUGUUGACCUUGAAGGUCUAAAGCCAGACUACUUGAAGGCGCUGCCAGAAGCACUGAAGCUGUUCUCUGACUUCCUGGGACAGAGGAAGUGGUUUGCUGGAGACAAGCUCACCUAUGCGGACUUCAUCAUGUACGAGAUGCUGGAUAUGCAGAGGAUGUUCCAUCCUCCCUGCUUGGAUAAUUUCAAGAACCUCAAAGCUUUCUUGGACCGUUUUGAGGCUCUGGACGGGGUUUCUGCCUACUUAAAGUCAGAUAAAUACAUCAAGGAGCCCAUCAACAACCGCAUGGCCCAGUGGUCAUUCAAGAAAGUGAAGUAAAAGUGAAGAACAACAGCUGUACUCCUGGACGACAUGAUAAAAAGUUUGAGAGCUAAGAAGUAGAAUUUGAUUCAACAAUUAAUUAGCAACUCAGGAAAAGUCGUCAUCAACAGAUGACAGAUGGACCAACAUAUCAAGUUUCAUUACUUUCACACUAAUGCUACAAUGUUAGGAAAACUAUGGUUUGCUUAAAACUCUUUUUACAUGUGCAACUUUUUGGACGGAUUAAAAUAACUCUAUCUACUUUGAACUU
Poecilia latipinna (sailfin molly) is the source of this 1031-nucleotide messenger RNA. RefSeq names its product glutathione S-transferase Mu 3-like. Bases 116 to 778 code for a protein of 220 amino acids. Gene Ontology annotation, biological process: glutathione metabolic process. The record is from RefSeq and is a predicted model, not a curated record. Lineage: Eukaryota; Metazoa; Chordata; Actinopteri; Cyprinodontiformes; Poeciliidae. Gene Ontology annotation, molecular function: glutathione transferase activity. The transcript has 8 exons.